UGAAGUUUAAAAAGAAAGAACAGAAUUCGAGAUUUCAAGUCAAGUUUUAAAGAUUAAAUUUUGAUCAAAGAAUGAGGUUUGUUAAUGACCCUUUGUAUAUAGUUUUAGGUCCCAUUCAAUUUAGCUAAAGACUAUUGAUUCUAUAUAUUUAUGAAAGAUAACUUUAUACAGAAAGAUAGGAUGACAAACAACAGACGACGAUGAUGUAACGAUUAAUGUACUACUUUGAUUCGAUUAGAUUUAGAUUAGGACAAGAGUUUCAUAAAAUCCAGAGGUUUGCAGUUACCAAAAAGCUCCAGAAACUAUUCUCUCGCUAUGGACGACAUGGCUGCCUACUACCCUCCACCCUCAGGCCUUCUCCCUCCUCACUACCCCUACUACCAAAACCCUCCUCCGCCUCCUCCUCCUCCUGCACUAGCGCCACCUCCACCUCCUCCACCUGGUGCUACUGGGCCCCUGCCUCACCCCCACUCCUACAUCCCCCAACAACAACCACCACCCCUUUUCCCCUGCUAUUCCGUUCCUUACGUCUCUGCCUGUUCUUCCCAUGACUCGGUUCGGACCCUCUUCAUCGCCGGGCUACCCGAAGACAUUAAGCCCCGUGAGAUUUAUAAUCUUUUCCGAGAAUUUCCCGGUUAUGAGUCAUCUCAUCUCCGAAACCCCAACUCCGCCCAAAAUUCUCAGCCGUUCGCCUUCGCUGUUUUCUCCGACCAACAGUCUGCAAUCGCCGCGAUGCAGGCGCUAAAUGGAAUGGUGUUUGAUCUCGAGAAAGGUUCAACUUUGUUCAUUGAUUUUGCAAAAUCUAAUUCCCGAUCAAAGCGCCCAAGAACAGAUGAUGAGUGGACUGGCUCUGAUAAGAAAUCUAGGGGAUCAUUUUCAAGGCCUACAACUGAUUCUGCAGGUUUUGGCAGCGUUCACAUGCCUGGAAUGGGUAAUUCUGCUCACAACAUGAUUGGUUAUCCACCUGCACAAAGUUCUGGAAAUGCUGAUGCCAAUGCUGAGUCAACAGCUAUGAAAUCGAGUGCUAGCCCAUGUCCGACACUUUUUGUGGCUAAUCUAGGGGCAAGUUGUACAGAGGAAGAACUAAUUCAAGUAUUUUCAAGAUGCCCUGGGUUUCUGAAGUUGAAGAUGCAGAGCACGUAUGGAGCUCCAGUUGCAUUUGUUGAUUUCCAGGAUACUGCCUGUUCAACUGGUGCAAUGAACUCUCUGCAAGGGACAAUUCUAUACUCAUCACCAGCUGGGGACGGCAUGCGAUUGGAAUAUGCAAAAUCUCGGAUGGGAAUGCGAAGGAAAAGAAAGUGAUCACACGGAAGCAUAAAUGUAUUUACAAUGGAGGCAGCUGCCGUCCCUGAAAUCUUAACAACCUUUUGGAAGUAUGAUGUAACUAUUGCAAGUUCAACAACAGUUUUAGUUUUGCCACUGCUGACAUUCAAUUAGUUUUACACUGUUGCUUACUUCUCUAAUUUAAAAUCCUUUCUUUUUUGGUGAAA
This is a messenger RNA of Theobroma cacao (cacao), 1490 nucleotides long. RefSeq names its product RNA-binding (RRM/RBD/RNP motifs) family protein. Gene Ontology annotation, molecular function: RNA binding. The record is from RefSeq and is a predicted model, not a curated record. Lineage: Eukaryota; Viridiplantae; Streptophyta; Magnoliopsida; Malvales; Malvaceae.